AUGUCGCCAAGCACCCUUCGACUACUUCAAAGAGUAAGCAGCGAGGACGACCGUGGAGGCUCACUGCAAGGAUAUCUCAUAUUCCUAUCCAUUGCGACAACAAUCGCUGUUGGUUUACGCUUUGUUUCUCGAGGCCUUCGAUCAAAUGCGACGGCGUGGGAUCGCACUGCAAGCUUUUGGUGGGAUGACUGGCUGGUUCUGUGCGCUCUGCCCUUCCUCCUUCUUCAAUUCGCUCUAACAUUCGUCAUGAUCAAUAAUGGAUUCGGCCGUCAUCUCGAAACUUUACAACUUAACGAUAUCACCCUUAUUCUCAAACUCUUCUUCACAGGAAACUAUUGUUUCGAUACCGCGAUCUUCCUAUCUAGGGCAUCUGCUCUACUUUUCCUAGUUCGCUUAUUCCCAAAGGGUGUUAACGCUAAGUGGUAUAACAUAUCUUUGUACACUGCACAAGCACUCAACGUUGCUUGGUGGGUAGGAAUUGUUGUUGCGACAUUCUUUGAUUGCAUCCCUAUGGAAAAGAACUGGUACCCGACAAUCGAUGGAGACUGUGUCAAUUCAAACCGAGUUUACAUUGGUAGCGCUGUUGCAAGCGUUGUCAUGGAUCUCAUCAUCUUGCUUCUGCCAUUGCCAAAAAUUUGGAACAUCAAACUCGGCCUCGCACGGAAAGGUGGACUCAUGGUAAUAUUCUUCUUGGGAUAUAGUGUCAUUGUUGUAUCUAUUGGUCGCACAGUCACUCUCCUCAAGUCCACAGAGGCACUCAACACGGAUAUUACUUAUGAGGCAGUGUCAUUAUUCUACUGGUUUGAAACCGAGCCAGCAAUUUGCAUCCUUUGUGUCUGUCUCCCUGCCAUGUUGCCGCUUGGACGGAAACUGGCUGGUUCGUACUUCUCGCCUCUGUGGAUUAAGCUGUCUUCCGUGUGGGCAUCUCGUGGGAGUCAGUCCUAUUCAUCUUCCAGGACGGGCAACAAAAAGCUCUACCGAGGGGCAGCAGCAGAUUCGGGAAGCUUGCGUGCCGAUGGCUUUCAUGAACCCUUUCCCUACACGAAUCAAACUGUUGUUGGCACACAGACCGUACCAUCACGCCAUGACGAGGAUAUGAACUUGUCCACUCAACGUCUCCAUCACAUACAUAGUGCCACCGGAGAUGAUGCGAUCGAGUUGGAAAGCCAGAAUCAUGUUCAAGCAGGUAUUCAGGUUGACAGAACGGUUGAUGUUAAUUAUUAG
This is a messenger RNA of Pestalotiopsis fici W106-1, 1224 nucleotides long. RefSeq lists its product as uncharacterized. The coding region runs from base 1 to 1224 and encodes 407 amino acids. Lineage: Eukaryota; Fungi; Ascomycota; Sordariomycetes; Amphisphaeriales; Sporocadaceae. The record is from RefSeq and is a predicted model, not a curated record. The transcript is spliced from 4 exons.